AUGUACACCGCGCUCUGCCGCAAGCGCCUAAGGGGACUUGUAGAUUGUUGCUACUACCACAGAAACAUAUACCGCUGUAGAGACUACCAGGAGCUACUUCCAGAGCUGAUAUAUCCAACGCACGGCAGGUCUGCAGCGCGGGAGGGAAAGAGGAACCAGGAAUCGGACGUCAAUUGGGUAGUGAUACCAGCCCCAUACGACAAGGAUGGCGAUUACGCGGUCCGCCAGCGCGGCAGCCGCGAGGACAGGCGCCUCAUCAAAGAAGCCCUUGGAGAGCUCGUUAGAGCGAAGCAAUCUCGCCAGCGAGGAGCCGGACAAGUCGAACAAAAAGGAGUCCUCGUCGAUCACAACCGCGCAAGCAAGAGGAAGCAAAACCUCGAGUGCGGAGAACCAAGCCAAGGCGGCAGCAGCCAGCGCGACAUCCAGAGCAGCAUCUACAGCAUCAACGGAAGAGAGAGUGCUGCGCAGAUCGCCAGCCGGCUCAACGGCGAGCAAGGCGACGGUGAAGAAGAAGCUUGGGGCGACCUCAAGGCCGCUCGCGCCGAAAGCGGAGAAGGUCGUCAAACGAAGCGGCAAAAGGUCGCAGAUGGUAAAGAAGAGAAAGGACACGUCCGAGGAGAAUCCCAGAAAGAUAUCCCGGACGUCAACGUCGGAGACUGUGAAGGCUCCGGCCCCGGAGGAGACGUCCCAAAGAGCAACGGCUCCGAUAGCGAAAGCAACCACGAGAAAGACCACAGCUCUGGCGACGAAGACGUCGGAACAGAAGAAGUCCUCAGGUACCCCACUGAUUCUGAAGCCGAAGAAGACGAUAGGGAGGAAAGUGACCAAAGCGACGACGACGACAAGAGCACUGAAACAGACAGUAGCGACGAAAGCAGCGAGGACAGCGAAGGUGAUGAAGCCAGUCACGAAGAGCCCAAGUCUCCAGCGCUGAGAUUCCCAUCACCUCAGACCCCACCGCCAAAACCUCGAGUCAGGCUCGGUCUCCCCUCCCGCAAACCCCCCACCAGCGCGACCAGCCCCCGCAGAACGGCCAAGGUCCUCUCCCUCAGCCGCUCCCCCAUUGCGAAGCGCCCCAUCCGGAGCAGAAGCGCGCCCCUCUCCCGCAUCACCACUCAUUCUCCCUUUACCCGCCACCCCGACUCUCCACCAACCCCCUACACAGCAACCUUCCCCCUUUCGCCAUUUCCUCCUGCCUCCUUCCACCACCUUAACCCCCUCCCUCCUCACCUCCGACACUUCUGCCGCGCAAAAACGCCCCUCUCCGCAAAACUGAACCGCCUCCCCCCAACCCGAUGUGGCCGCGGCCCGUUCAGCCCGCUCUGGCCCGCUACGGCCCCCACACCACGCGUCGCGCCGUGCGUCUGGGUGCCCAGGGCCGGGCAGGAGCGGCCGUAUACGGCGGGGCCGGCGCUGAGGGCCCAGGUAUUGCGGACAACGCCGGUGGGGAGGAGGCCGUUAGGGCUCAGGACAUCGACGGCGGACGAACCUGAGAAUGGGGUGGGAAGGUUGGAGGGUUUGCCAUCUAAGUCGCCUGGAUGCACGGCGGGGGGGCCGGAGGGGGAGGAAGUGCUAGGUUCGCUUGAGUCGCCGUACGGCUCUGGUAUCAGUCCGACUGAGGUCGUGGGAUGGAAGGGGGGACGGAGGACGGGGUUUAGUCCUAUGGGGAACUAUGUUAGGUUUUUGGAGCCGAGGAGUCCCGGGAAGAGCGCUUGGAGUCCGAAGUUGAGGGAUGUUGAUGAGACGAGGGCGUUGGUGCUUGAAUAG
Coniosporium apollinis CBS 100218 is the source of this 1767-nucleotide messenger RNA. RefSeq lists its product as uncharacterized. Bases 1 to 1767 code for a protein of 588 amino acids. The transcript is spliced from 2 exons. The record is from RefSeq and is a predicted model, not a curated record. NCBI's taxonomy places the organism in Eukaryota, Fungi, Ascomycota, Dothideomycetes.